Fusarium keratoplasticum is the source of this 951-nucleotide messenger RNA. RefSeq lists its product as uncharacterized. Lineage: Eukaryota; Fungi; Ascomycota; Sordariomycetes; Hypocreales; Nectriaceae. The record is from RefSeq and is a predicted model, not a curated record. Bases 1 to 951 code for a protein of 316 amino acids. The transcript has a single exon.
AUGCAACCCGAACCCUCCACGACAAGGAUAAGAGUCGCCUACCUCCGCACGAUCCUGGACAGCGAGGUUAAGUACUAUGAGUACGACUGGAGCAACUUGAAGACCUGGCUUUGGUUCUGGGUUGGUCAGCAGGUCCCGAAGGAUCCUUUUGGCAACCAGCAUCGCGAACAAAGUCAACCUCCUCCAGACAUUCAUCACCAUUACAUUUUACGGCACCGCAAUGCCGCAGAUACCUUCGUGCUGGAAUGGCUAUUGGGAAACUCUGAGCCAGGAGGGUGGAGGCUUUCCCGAGACGAUUUUACCGUCUACCUGUCGCGGCCACAAAUAAAUGACCCGGCAAACAAGCUAUUGCUUCAUCGUCUUGAAAAAAUGAAAGUUGCAAUAGAGGUUGUCUCGUUGUCUCAAUCCACCGAAUACACCUCGGAUGACACAUGUGACGCUGUCAUGCUUUCUAAGAGCGACUACGUCCUCGAGACAUCCCUUGUGCGAGGCGCAGGCUGCCCAACGACAUUCAACACUCUUUUCCGCAACUCAAUGCGCCACGGUCUCCCUCAGCAGUACAACACUGAGGAGAAGAGCAACGCCUACUACGCAAAUAGACUGAAGAGCAGGAUGGGCCACACACAGCGGUACUGCGGUUAUCCCCAUGGCAAAAGCGAGGGGUGGAAGCAAGAGCACGAGCAAGAAUGGAAGAACUAUAAAUGCCCAUCAUGCGGAAAGCGAUGCAAGCGAAGCAAGGGAUGUCAAACGACGGGCGAGUGGUGGACAAAGGACAAGCGUAAAUGGGCUGACGGCGUUGACACAUCUACUGCAAGGCCACCGGAGUUCGAGAAGGAGUGGAGAACAUUGAGCGUCGAAGAUGUUAUUAACUAUCCCGGGUCAGACGUGAUAGCCGCUGAGAGGUUUAGAAGCUGGAAGUGGAGGUCCAUAGACACAUUCUCAGGGGAGUAA